AUGGUCUUUGCACACGAUCUCGGGAGUGGAUCUGUCUCCACUCUCGCUAACCGAAGGAGGCUAGUGUAUUGGAACCUGACCAACCAUCAUCCGGCGCGCGGCGAGCUCAGCGAGGCUUACGAGAUGGGGCUCUGGAAUAGGCUUGAAAAUUACCCCGCUACGAGCUUACCAACAGCUUCAGCAUUCAACAACCUCUUUUUCGAAAGAUCUACCAAACAACUAGCAUCCGAUAAAGUGUCUCCCAGAAUCUUCAUCACCGGUGCCACUGGAUAUGUCGGUGGCCAAACCGCAGCGACCUUGAUCGCCAAGCAUCCCGAAUACAAUGUUGUUGCAUUGGUCCGCGACGAGCAACAAGCCGCUCAGCUCAAGAGCCUCUGGUCUGCCAUCAACACUGUCAUCAUUGGGACCCUCGAUGACGACAAGGUGCUCAAGGACGAGGCAGCUAAGGCAGAUGUUGUGCUACAAAUCGCUAGCUCGGAUCACAUCCCUGUUGUGAAGUCCCUGCUUUCUGGUCUCGGAGCUGGUAGAGGUCGCUUCAUUCACAUUUCUGGCACUGGUGUCCUCAACGACAUGUCUACUAGACCAGGAAACACCACAGAGAAAGUUUAUGAUGAUGUGAAGGAUAUCAAGGAGAUUAUCACGUUGCCUGCUGAGGCUCUCCACCGCGAUGCCGAUGAUGCCGUUAUCAGUGGUGGUGUUCAAGGGGGUGUUUCCACAGCCAUUGUGUGCCCUCCCACUAUCUUCGGCGUCGGCGAAGGACCCGUUAAGAAGAGAAGCAUGCAGAUCCCCUUUCUUACUGAGGCUAUUCUCAAUCGCGGAAAGGGCUUCACCGUUGGAAACGGUAACAACAUAUGGGAUUAUGCCCAUGUCAGCGACAUUGCGAGAGCUUUCGUACUUCUCAUUGAAGAAGCACUGAAGCCCAAUAAAGGAGCCGCUACUUGGGGCCAAGAGGGCUACUACUUCGUUGAAUCAGGCGAGUUCACCUGGAAGAGCACCAGCGAAAAGGUUACAGAGAUUGCCCACCAGCAGGGUAAGCUUGCCACUGCAGAGGUGGAGGAGCUUUCAGUUGAAGAUGCGGUGAAAUUCCACCACUGGGCUCCUGUUUUGUGGGGAGGAAACUGCUGCAGUCGGGCCAGUCGCUUGCGACCUUUGGGCUGGAAGCCUGAAGGUCCCACUAUCUGGGAGACUCUUCCCAGCAUCGUUGACUUUGAGAUUCGCAAGUGA
Messenger RNA from Penicillium angulare, 1224 nucleotides. RefSeq lists its product as uncharacterized. The transcript has 4 exons. Bases 1 to 1224 code for a protein of 407 amino acids. The record is from RefSeq and is a predicted model, not a curated record. NCBI's taxonomy places the organism in Eukaryota, Fungi, Ascomycota, Eurotiomycetes, Eurotiales, Aspergillaceae.